AUGCGCAAAAUAUCUAAAAAUCUUGUAGACGACGAUGUGGUUUCAUCUACAAACGGAUCUGGAUCAGUAGGCAACGAAGAGCAUGAAGAUCCGGAAGAGCCUCAGGAUAAAAGUGGAGGGCAAAGUGAAAAAAAUGAUAGCGAUGACUUAUUACCCGAAUCUGAUGUGUCUAAGGACACUCCAAAAAAGGGUAAGGCAAAAAAUAAAGCGAAAAAAAAGAAAUCUGAUAAAAGCGACAACAAAAAAGACGCCGAAGAGGAAGAAGAAGAAUAUGAGGUUGAUAAAAUAAUAGAUUCAAAGAGAAUCAAAGGUAAAAUACAUUAUUUAAUUCGCUGGAAAGGAUACUCUGCUGAUAGUGACACAUGGGAACCACACAAUACUUUGUCAUGCCCAGACUUAAUCCAAAAAUUUAAUGAGGAAAAAGAGAAUUCUAAAAAUUCUCCUAAAGGAAGUAAGAAGAGGAAAGCUAGCAAAAAAGAUACUAAGUCACCAGCAAAGAAAUCUAAAUCUAGUUGGGAUGGGAAAAAUGCUGAUGAAAAUGCGGAAUAUGAGGUAGAACGCAUUCUGGAAGUACAUCAUAAAAAGAGUGGUGCAAGAGAAUUCCUCAUUCAUUGGAAGGGAUGGUCUAACAGAUUUGAUUCCUGGGAGCCUGAAAGCAAUUUGAAUUGUCCAGAAUUAAUUAAAAAAUUUAUGGAUAAGGUUGAAGCUGCCCGUUCUACAGAAUCCAGAAAUCUCAGAGUGGCUCCAGAGACGACAAAUCGUUUCACCUUACAAGAUCCUUCUUCAGGUCGCCGACUCAGUAAGCGAAGAGGCCAGCGCCAACGUGUACGAUAUGAUAAUGCUGAG
Molecule: messenger RNA, 846 nt
Organism: Brenthis ino (lesser marbled fritillary)
Lineage: Eukaryota; Metazoa; Arthropoda; Insecta; Lepidoptera; Nymphalidae
Source: the annotation of a GenBank genome assembly